CUGCACCCGGUCCGUAAACCAACCCGCACCACAGCGCCAAAGCGCAGAUUUCGACGCGCCGGGGCAGCCAAAAAAAGCAAGCGCCGGGUCUCAUCAUUGCGACGGGAUCUCUGCUCGACAGCGUCACCGACCCAGUUCUUAAGCGCCGCCGCAGCAAGGAGCUGCAAGCGGUACCGUCCAGCAAGGGCAGCCCAUUCUCCAGGCUCCAUAGCGCCGCGAGGCGAAACCAUGGCCGAGUGGAGCGGCGUCCGCAUGACGAAAAAGUACCUAGUGGAACUCUGCCAGAGACACGACGGAUAUAGGACACCGUCGGUGAACGAUAAAUUAUACCUCCACCAACAAGGGUUCCGACGGCUCGACCCCGAGGUCCUCAAGGAGUUCACGGGCAUCAAGAUGCUGUGGCUCCAGGCUAAUGGUUUGGAGAAGCUCGAGGGUUUUGAACAUAUGCCGCUGUUGAGAAACAUCGCGGCUCAUGAAAAUUGCAUUGAAAAAAUAGAAGGCUUAGAACAUUCCAAGGAGUUGGAUUCUAUAAACUUGAACAGAAACUUCAUCAAGAAGGUCGAGGGCUUCGAAAAGAAUCAAAAUUUAACAAGUAUCAAUCUCGGUAACAACGCGAUCGGCCCUGAUGCUGAAAGUUAUAAAGCCGUCGCAGAAAACUUGCCAAAGCUCCAAACGUUAGAUUUACAAGCUAAUAAAAUAGAAGAUGGUGCCGAACUGUUGAAAAUAUUGCAAAAAAUACCCGACCUGCGCGUCUUUUAUGGGAUGGGCAACCCUUUCGUCAAAAGCUUCCGACACUACCGUAAAAGAUUCGUGGCCGGUUUACCUUCUUUGCGAUACUUGGACGACCGGCCGGUCUUCGAGGAUGAAAGAAAAAGAUGCGAGGCGUGGUUCGCUGCUUUUGGCGAAGACGAAAAUUUGGACGCAGCAAAUGCCGCGGAGCGCGACAUGAUCAAAACUAUAAAACAGGAGAAGCGCGACCAGGAGGAGCGCCGCGUCAAGGCUUUCGAUGAUAUGAUCCGCGAGGCGCGCGCGGCGCACGCCGCGGCCGAGGCGGCGAAGCAGUUGGAGGGCGUGUCCUUCUCGGGCGACCCCAUCCACGGCGUGAACGGGCCGCUUCGUGAUGAAAACGCGGACCCGAACAAGCCGCGGAAGCCGUUUGUCGACGUCGAGGACCUGGACUAA
Molecule: messenger RNA, 1182 nt
Organism: Pelagomonas calceolata
Lineage: Eukaryota; Pelagophyceae; Pelagomonadales; Pelagomonadaceae
Source: the annotation of a GenBank genome assembly